Girardinichthys multiradiatus is the source of this 5948-nucleotide messenger RNA. RefSeq names its product AP-4 complex accessory subunit RUSC2. The coding region runs from base 243 to 3773 and encodes 1176 amino acids. The transcript is spliced from 10 exons. Lineage: Eukaryota; Metazoa; Chordata; Actinopteri; Cyprinodontiformes; Goodeidae. The record is from RefSeq and is a predicted model, not a curated record. Gene Ontology annotation, cellular component: cytoplasmic vesicle.
GUGUCCGGUUCUACAUGCCGGACCGGUUUCAUGUCUCCACGACAGUUAACAUAGAGUUUAACUGUAGGUGCUAUAUUUUUUUUAAUUAAAAAACGACACAAUUUUGUGUAAACUUGGAAUAGGAAAAGGCUUUUCAAAUGUUUUCAUGAUUUCGGACUACAUUAAAAAUCUGCAAGAGGAAGACAAACAUCAACUCUGACCGACGGCUGUUUUCAAAAUAGUUUUAAGAACAUGGGAACAGCAUGAUCGGAGCAUCCAGUCUCUCGGGUCACACCUUGAUAGCGUGCCACUUCCCCGUGGUGCAACUUCCCACUUGGCAACUUCCGGUCCAAACCCUGUGCAGCUCAGCCAAGAGGCCCAGUCGGCUGUGCUCAUCGGGUCUGACCCGGGCAGUGUCCCUCCCAGAGCAGGACACGCUCGCCGGAGAACAUUGCUUCACGGGUGGACGGAGACCUUUUUCCAGCAGCUACAGUAGUCUCCGUGAGGAUCGGGUGGAGGAGGAGGGGAGCAGUGACAGCAGCGGGAGGUACAACUCCAACUCAUCGCCGGAAGACACAGGCUGCAGCACCAAGGCGGAAAGCUGUGGAGCUGGAACCACCCUGCGCUUGCACAACUCGUUCCUUCCCAAUCCAGAGCUGGAUGAGGAAGAGGAUGAUGGGGACAGUGAUGGAGAUAAUCUCCACAAAUAUUGCGAAGAUUCAUCUUUUGUGUUGCAUGGAAACUCAAACUGGUCGCUAAAUAAUGGUGGUACUGACACAUUGCUCCAUGAGGACCUGGACAGUGAAUGGAUCAAUGAAGGGUUAAUCCUGGGACUGGGAAGGGACCAAGACUGGCUGUCUAACCAGAUGGAUUCACUGCAGCCAAGAUGCCAGGGCUGUCCUGUCAGCAGAUCUGGCAUCACUCUUCUGUCUUGUUUGGAGCGGGACUCACAGAGACUACAGGAAAACAUCUACAGGGAGCACAAAUGUUCCCCAGAGCUGCUGACCAACAUUCACACAGAAGAUGGCAGUGACUCAUCCUGUAACAGCUCUGACGGCAUCCUAGUUAACUUUUCCACCAUCUACAACAAAAGCAACAAUCCUGCCACACCUCAGGAUUUCAGCAGUCCUGCUGCUGACCCUUGUCAGUCGUCGGAGGGGUCGGUGUUCCUUAAUCUCCAACCUGUUGCUCAACAGGCCCAGAUAGUAGAAGCUGUCCCGACACAAUCUGGCCUAGAUUCAAACUGCAACCUUUACUCCUUGGAGCCGGUGGCUCCUUGUCUCUCUUCUUUGGAGGUUACAGACCUGGCGGCAUGUAUCCAAAACCAGGACACGCUGGCCAUGGGGACAAACCAGAAGUACUACAAGCUUGUAACCUGUGACCUCUCAUCCCACUCGCCAAGCCCGGCCUGGUUGAGCCUCACCAGCUGUCUUGAAGGGCCUGACAGAAGUAGUAGCAUUCUGCCAUCUCUUGACUCUAAAGAGGAAGGAACAUCCAAAGAAAACAUGGAGGCAAGCGAUCACCAGGUUGCCACCACCUCCACUGACGUAGCCCCCUGCAGAAAGCAACAUUUACAGGGCACCCAGAGCUUCUGCCACACGCCUUGUUCACUGUGCCACAGCCAGAGUAGCCCACAUAGUAGUAAAUACCAAGAAACAGGAGCUGAAUCCACCCAGCCAUCUGUGAUUCAGGACCGAGAGUACAAUGAUGCAGAUGCUACUGAAAUGGGUGUUUGGUCCUUUGACACUGAGGUGGUGCGCCACAGUAAGCUACGAAGGCCAACCUCUUUGCCCAUCCAGCCCUUUGUUCUGCUCUCCAUAGAAAAGCCACAGUUCCUGCCUCAACAACAACACCUAGGAAGCCUGCUUGAGCAGUACCAAAAUCAAAAGAGCAGCAAGCCUGCUAACUCCCAAAACAGCCUCAAGUUCAAGGAGAAACGAAGCCAGUGUUUAUCCGAACUGCAGUCAUCACCAAUGGAGAGUCAAUGCCCAAUAUUUUUGGAGGCUGCUUCUAGUUCUGAUACCUGCUCCACCUGCACCCCGAGUCCAAAAUGUUUCAGCAGCAGACACAUGUGGAGUCAAAGGUCCCAAAGCACAUCACAUGAGACUAGUCUACAGGCCAUAGUUGAGUCUCAAGAAAAAACAAGCUUACACUCUGGCCCAACGAACAAUGAACCCAACCUUGUUAGGAUUCCCAUCUAUCAGGACCUUACUCUCCAAUCAGAACCAAACAGAGUCACUCCUGAACCCAAAAAUACUAAUGAGACCUCGGAAAACAAUGCUUUCUAUUCAGAACCCUCUCAUAUGUUACACAUAACCCCUGAAAGCCAUGAUACGAACAUGCGAGUGUCCCUGUCACCUUCUAAAACGUCAAGACCACAGCUGAAGCUCCAGCAGGAUCAUCACCUCACUGCAGCAGCUCGCCUCUCCUCUUUAAGCUCCUUCCUCUCCUCAGGCCUGUGUCCCAAGCAAACCGGGGAGCCUGCGGGGCUCCGCCCAAAGCCAACACAGAGGCAGCCCAGCCAGUCUCUGAUCCUGAGCGACAGGCCGCCCACAGAGUUCUGCCUCUUGCUGGAUGCAUCAUAUGAGUCUAUGUCUAUCAGUCAUCUGCAGAGGAAAGGUUUGCUGAGAGCUGUGAGCAGUGCAGUGGAUUUGAUCAUGGCUCAUUUUGGAAGUAGCAGAGACCCAGAAGAAAAGAUGCGCCUGGGUAACAGCUCUUACAGUCCAACCAUAGCUGGCCUUGUCCUAGAACACUUGUGUCCUGCAAUUCAGAACAUCUUGGAGGACGGACUGAGGGACCACAAGCUGGAUUUCAUAAUCGGGCAGCGACGCAAUCAGUCCUGGACUGUGGUGGAGAUCUCCACAGGAAUAGGUCCAUCCACCAAGGUUCUUUACAGCCUCGUUUCCAAAAUUAAGCGGUCCCCCCAGCUCACCAGUCACUGUAUGAGGCUGAGAGCCUUCCUCAUGGGCCUUCUCAACUUGAGAGCUUUGGAAUUCUGGCUCAGUCACCUGCAGAGUCAAAAAGAUGUGGUUACCACUUACUACCAUCCCUGGGGGUUCCUGUUCAUGUCACUGAGUAGUUGUCAGCCCCUGUUCCAGGAGCUGCUCCUCCUCCUUCAGCCACUCUCAGUGCUGCCCUUUGACCUAAACCUGCUCUUGGAGCCGCGGCUGUUAUAUGACAGACAUCUGUGUUCGGAGGAGCACAACGCUCUCCCACCUCAGCCAUGCUCGGCCCUGCUCGUGACCAGCUGGCCAAAGCUGCAAGCCGACAGAAAGGUGGAAAAGAUCAGGCAAAACAGUCAAACACACCAGAGAGAAAAGAAGUUUCUCAGGUCUCAGAGUUUAAGUUGCUUCAAUCCGGAUUAUGGGGCCAUGCAAACUAACAGGAGUCCGUUUUUGGCUUCUGUUCCGGACUUACUGCCAAAGAAGUCAGAUUUUGUGCAUAGUGUAGCAAAAGCUGUGAACUUCAGCAUAGAUCAUAGAAGUACCUUGUUUCAAACCUGUGUGGAUGGCAGGAAGAAUGAGAGAGAAGUGGAAAAAGACUGUGGUGGCCAAAACACAACAACUUCUAUCCAGGGAGAGAGUCCCUCUCUGAGUGGCCUGCGGUGGGCCAAUCUGUUUGGAGCAGCUGGUACUUCUACCAAGGCAUGGAAAAGUUCCCAGCCUCACAAUGAAGCAACAAAACGAAGGCUACCAUCUCAGUGGCUACACUUGGACAGAUCGCAGAUUGGACGUUUGGCCCAGUCCAUUAGAUCCAUAAAGCUGGGAGGAGCUCAGACUGGCUCUGGGUGCUAAAAAACUGAACCCAAUGUGUGUCUGCGUGGGGCAGCCUCGAGACCAUUUACUACAAUAACAAAAAGUGUUAAUUGCUGAAAAACUCUCACAGAGCACAGCUACAAAUUUUAACUGUAACAAAAACUGCAACAAAAAAGCACAAAAGUUCAAGAGCAACACUGGUCAAUUUUAAUAAAAUGUUAUUCUUACCAGCAGUCUUAAACAGCAUUCAAAUGCUGUGAUAGAACGUUUACAUGUUUAUAUGCACAAUACAAAUAUCAAUCUCUUGCUGAAACUUAACUGUGAACUUGGAACAAUGUCCAUUAUUAACCUGGUGAUCAGAGGUUGUUUAAUAUUACAGAAAAAGAAUAAAAAACAAAAUUUAGCUUCACAGCUGAUACAGCAACCUUUGGCAUCUCCUGGUAAAUAUGUGAUAAAAGUCUUGAAAUAAACAAAAAACAAACCUUUAAUGUAACUACAUUUAGUCAGUGGGGAAAAUAAUUCCUAUAAAAUAAAUUUUAAAAAAAGUGCUUUUUGAUUUUAUGUUGAUCAGAGUGUCUAGGAAAUUAAAUUUUGUAAUCAAUUUCCAUUUCCCCAAGGUAAUGAUAUAUGUUACAUAAGCACUUUUCUCUAAGUCACUUUUCAAAAUAGGAAAGACAAGAGAACCUGCCAUUCAAGAAGAGCUGAUGUGUGCCCACACCUACAGUCAGAGCAAUAAUUUAUGAAGUUUCAAACAACUGGAACUGUGACAAAAGAGGCUGAAUAAGGACUCAAGUUUAUGUGAAGAAGGGUGGUAAAAAAUGAUCACAAUGUCUCGAUAGCAACCAUUACCAGUUAUCUGAGAGUCUUUCAAGGGGAAAAAACCCUUUUCUUUACCAUAAUAAACAUGAAUGUGUGGAGUUGGUUGAUCGCUGCAGGGGCAAACACUCAUGGUGGGUCUGGCGUAAAACAAUGGAUGAAUAUGUGUAAAAGCAAAUCGUGUCAACCAAAUUAUGGUAGAGGACCCAUAAUACUGUGAAUCUUGUUAGACCACAUUGCAAUGUGGAAUCUUUAAAAUAACAGAACAUUUUAAAUAAAAUAAACGUAUAGGAGCUGCCAGAAAUCAAGCUUUUUUCAUUCCCUUGGCAGUCCUCAGAGGUAAAUCAUAUAGAAAACGUGGAGUGAGCUCAAGAGAAUGGGGCUGUUAGGGGGGACCCAGGUGGAGUGUUCAAAGAUCCUCCUCUCUGUAUGCUCAAACCUUAUAAAAUAUUAUGGGAGAAAACUAAAUGCUCUCCUGCUGUCAAAAUUUAAUUGUACAAAGUUUUAUCCCGAGGGGUGCCAAUUUUCUUUUUGCUCGGGAUGUCUGCCACUUAAGGUACUCAAUUUAAAGGUUGGAGCUUUUAAAACGUUUUAAUAUUCUUUUGCAAUAAAAUAGAUUUUUUUAAAGCUUUUGACACAUCCUACCCAGGGGAACCAAUAAAUGCGUAGAACAAAAAAACUUGACAGGUUAAGUGUACAACAUUAACUCUGAAUCACAGAAUAUGCUUACAGACAGGAACAUGUGGUUCAUUAUUAGUAGUGGUAUUCAAGUAUUGUUCCCUCACCUGGUGAAGUUUCUGAUCAUAUAGGAUGAAUAAAAAGUUUCUGCAUUCUGGAUAAUCAGGAUUUGGUGCUGAUAUUUCUCUUCUUUUUAUCCCUUGUGUUUCUAGCAUCAAUCCCCCUGCAUAGAUCACGUUUUCACUUUAAUAUUAGGUAAAAACAAAAAAACUAAAAAAAGAGUACUCUUAUUAGUGCCAUAAAUACCAAACACAGCAUCUUUUGUUCUAAUCAGUUUGCUUUCUCAUCAUCUUUCCAGCAUCGAUUUACUCUAGGCGCACAAACUAAGAAACAUGCAAUAGGUGCUCCUGACCUAACUUGACCUCCAAACUUAGUUGUACAGUUGGUUUUGAAAAUGUUCUGUUUGUUUCACUCGUUUGGCUGUACAAGUACACGCCCCCUGCUCCCUGUUUCAGGCAUUACCUGUGUGUCAGGUAUGUUUCAACGGACUGCUUGUGAAGGAAAAUGUGUUUUUCGCAUUUUGUGAAUUAAGAAUUUGCAAUGAAUUGCAAUAAGAGUGAAAAUCUGUUUCACGUUUUCUUCUUUUUCACAUUUCACAUUCACCUCAUCCAAUGCCCUGUCUCAAUGAGUCGCUCUCAGUAAAGACCUAAAACACUUUUA